Molecule: messenger RNA, 4638 nt
Organism: Lytechinus variegatus (green sea urchin)
Lineage: Eukaryota; Metazoa; Echinodermata; Echinoidea; Temnopleuroida; Toxopneustidae
Product: sodium-dependent noradrenaline transporter-like
Exons: 14
Coding region: 960-3170 (736 amino acids)
Biological process (GO): sodium ion transmembrane transport; dopamine uptake involved in synaptic transmission
Cellular component (GO): neuron projection; neuronal cell body membrane; presynaptic membrane
Molecular function (GO): norepinephrine:sodium symporter activity; dopamine:sodium symporter activity
Source: RefSeq, a predicted model, not a curated record
CGUCAAUAUUUCAGGAGCUCGCUUGGGUCUGUCAGGGUGUAUUUUUUAUUGUCACCCUUUCAAACAGCGUUUUGCAUUUGUUCGAUUUUCAAUUCAACAACUCGAUUAAAUACAAAUCUUUAUCAUGGCAAAUGAAUGCAUGACACCGGAGCAUGUUCCGUGGUACCAUAGGAUCGUGAAAAUUUGAACUUUGAAUUUGGUGCAUUGUUGUAUAGAUUCUCAACAGAGGACAGCACGGCCAAUCUCUCCUUGUGCUCAUAAACUUUAGUUCCUUUUAAGGGUAAUUUCUUGUUUGAUUAAAACAUUCCUCGCCCCUCGGAAUCAAAUCAAAUUGGUUUGCAAUUGCGUUGUGUACACUGGAAAAUACAGCCUGAUUUCGGGAACAACUGACUUGAGGAUGGUGUCUAUAUGAGCAGUGUACCCAGCUGAACUCUGAGGGAAACCUUCCCGAUUGUUAUCCCUGCUUCUGGCCCGGCUCCGAGGCCUGUAAGAGGAGAAUUUGAGGAGAAUAUUGGUCGGAUAGAAGCGGGAAUCGACGGAGAUGUCGAACAGGGCUGAAUUCGGAGAUCAAACGUAAACAGUAUAGGAUUGUGUGUCAGUCGAAAUGUGAGCAUGACAAAAGGACAAAAAGAGAGAAGGUAUUAUUUUACUCAAAGAUAUGUACAGCGGUGUCUCGAAGCUUUAUACAUGGCAAGGGAAAAGAAAAGUAGGGCGAUGGAUGCAUGUUUUUGACUUAGAGCAACGACGAAAGCGAUGCUGCUGCGGAAGUCUCCAACUUGACGAAAAGUCUCAAGUGAAAUCUGUAGAAGGAACCCUUUUUGAUUAACCCCAAAACCAUUCGAGGAUCAUAACUCUGGUCAUAACUGUUGCAUGAACCUUGUUAUGUUCAUCAUGGAAUCAUCAAAGAAGAGAGAUUUUAAAUGUCUUUAAUGUCUUAGGAAAGAAUAAGGAUUAUUAACAUGGAAGGCGAAGAGGAUGUUAGCGGGAUUCGAUUCUUGGUCAGGAGGAACCUCAAGGCUGCGAACGAACAAGGAGUGUUCUUACUCGCCGUCAGGAAUGGCAAAGGUUUAGUCGUGCAGGUUCGCCAGCCGAACACCAUCAACAUGGAGACCAAACCCAUCGCCAAUGGCGUCGCUCCCUCCGAGGACGUCACUGACCACGGCAACUCGAAUUCCCAUCCCGACAUCGUCGAAGUCGGCAUCGACAACCCGACGGUCGAUCUCGGCGACGAGGUGCCCAUCUCGGUUCACAUCAUCCGCCCCGAAGAAGCCGGCAUCGCCCCGGUAGUCAACCACGACAGCAUGCCUAAUAACAAUUUCAUGAAGGAUGGCUAUGCCAAUGACCCCUCCGCCACCGAACUCCUCAACGACACCAAAGUGGUGGAGAUGGAGAUGGAGGAUCGGACAAGACUGCCAGUUAAAGAGGAAUAUGAAACGAACAAUGAUAAGGAGGACGACGAGGAGAGAGAAACGUGGGGAAGGAAAAUUGAUUUUCUUUUAUCUGUCAUCGGUUUUUCAGUCGAUUUAGCGAAUGUCUGGAGGUUUCCAUAUUUAGUAUACAGGAACGGGGGAGGAGCGUUCCUCAUACCAUACGUAUUGUUUCUGCUGAUCGGUGGAAUGCCCAUGCUGUACAUGGAGCUGGCACUCGGACAGUAUAACAGAGGGGGAGCUAUUAGUGUUUGGAAGAUCUGUCCAAUUUUUCAAGGAGUUGGUUGGGCAGUUCUGGUCAUCGCAUGGUACGUCGGCUUCUCGUACAACGUGGUGAUUGCAUGGUCCUUCUACUACCUCUUCGCUAGCUUCACCGGUGAGCUUCCGUGGACAUACUGUAACAAAGACUGGAACACGCCCUAUUGUUUCGACGAUUCCAUGAAUGCAUCGUAUGUGGAGAUUGACGGCGCCACGGUGUGGCUGAAUGCCUCCACCGGUACCACACCAGCCAAGGAAUACUUUGAUCUGGAGAUGCUCCGUAGGGAUAGGAGUAGUGGUUUAUUUGAUCUAGCUGGUAUGUCAUGGCCACUGCCUCUCUGUCUCAUUCUCGUCUUCAUUACCUUGUAUUUCUCCAUAUGGAAAGGAGUUAAGACUUCUGGAAAGGUUGUAUGGGUGACGGCUACGCUCCCGUACUUUGUUCUCACUAUUCUGCUCAUCCGUGGUGUCACCCUCCCCGGGUCUGGGGAUGGCAUCAGAUAUUAUCUCUACCCAGAUUUUAAUCUCCUCGCCCAACCCACGGUGUGGAUCGAUGCUGCGGUGCAGAUCUUUUAUUCAAUUGGAGCUGGUUUCGGCGUACAUAUUGCCUUUGCCAGCUACAACAAAUUCCAUGGUAAUGUUUAUAGAGAUGCUAUUUUUACGAGUUCUAUCAACUGCUUCACGAGUUUCUUUUCCGGAUUUGCUGUCUUUUCGAUUCUCGGUUAUCUGUCUUUCAAAACCGGUAAAGACAUAUCAGAAGUAGCAACGGAAGGUCCUGGACUGGUGUUUACAGUUUACCCAGAAGCCAUUGCGACGAUACCCGGUGCGCCAUUUUGGUCCAUUAUCUUUUAUAUCAUGCUAAUCACACUUGGGCUUGAUAGUUCCUUCGGUGGGACGGAAGCCAUCAUCACCGGUUUGAUAGACCAGUUCCCAAAAUUCUUCAAGAACAGAAGAGAGUACCUGGUCCUCGCCGUUGUCGUAUCGUUCUUCUUCUUCACUCUCUUCAAUGUCACGUACGGUGGCAUAUACAUCUUUCAUUUGGAGAACGAGUACGCAGCGUCGACAUCGCUUCUCUUCGUGGUCGCAAUACAGGUUUUUGCUGUAGCCUGGAUUUAUGGGGUUCGGCGGUUCUCUCAGGAUAUCCAAGAAAUGAUCGGGUCUUUACCCAGCAUCGUCUGGAGGAUCUGCUGGAAAUUCGUCUCACCAACCUUUGUAUUCGUGAUGUUUAUAGUAAGCAUGGUGUUAUCGGAGCCUCUAACUUACGAAGAAUAUGUUUACCCUGAUUGGGGUAAUGUAUUAGCAUGGUUAUUCGCAGCAUCAUCGAUGGUGAUAGUCCCCCUUGGUGUCAUCUGGCAGCUGAUAGUGGCCCCAGGAUCGGGAUUAAAAGAGAAAUUCGCCUACGCUAUCACACCACGUGCAGAACAUGACCUGAUAAGAGAGAAGGGAGAAAUUACUAGAUUUAAGGCUAAACAUUGGCUGUCUCUAUAGGGUGGAAAGUGAUGAACAAUUCGCCUUUUUCCGUCAGAAACAUUCGGUCCAUACCGUUUUGAGCGAGUCGACACGUAUCAUAAACAUCUCGGCGAAAAAUUCGUCAAGCGAGUCUGCAACAAAGCUAUCUGGUCCUGUUCUGCGGCUAUAUAACUUCGGAUGGAUAUAUCUUCCAUGAGAAUCGUCGAGUUUCUCAGGAUUGAAAACAUCAAUUACUGCCUCACAAUUAUGUUUACUGUUAAGUUCACAGAAGCUACCAAAAUAUUACUUCAAUAUUUUAAGAAAAGCAUAUGAACCUUAUCGCAAAUUUGUAUAGCUAAAUUUAAGGUAAACGUCCUCUUUUAUUUUUAGGCGAAGAUCUCUAGAUGCAUUCGAAACUAGCUUAUUCAAAUGUGUGUAAGCUUUGAUGUGCAUACAUUUUCAAAAGAAGUUUGCAUGAAAAAGAAAUGAACAAUCACUAGUUUAAAGCUAGAUUAGGAAAGAGAGAUAUAAUGAGUGUUUGAUAUAUGUAUAAUAUACAUGCAUAUGCAUCUUGUGUUAAAACUAAAAUGAUUAUAUCUUGUGGACACUUUCGCCGGAUUAGGCUAUACGAGUAUUAGCUUUCGAAUUAAUAUAAGAGUGCAUUCUUGGAUAGCCUUUGCAAAUUAUUUUUACGAUGCAUAAAUUCAUGGAUAGACGGUAGAUAUUUGAAACUUUCGGUCAGAAUUUUUGAAUUCUUCUCUCGAUAUACAAACAUAGCAUAGAGUAAUCGCAAUAUGUAGUCUUAAUGCGUUUAGAAAACCGUUAAUUCACGUGCAUCUGUGAAGUGUUCGUAAUUUAUAUAUUUUUAAUUUUAUAAUUGUGAUGACUUCUUUUUUAAUAGUAAACGCAAGAGCAAAAGACAGUGAGGAGGGGGGCAAAAGAAGGGGGAGAGAGAGGUGAUAGGAGAAAGGAAGAAAGAGAGAAGGGGAAAAGAGGGUAAGAGCGGGGGGGGGGGGGGGUAACCGAGAAAGAGGAAAGACAGAUAAAAAUAUUUGUGAGCGAUUUGCUGCAUUUAUGUUUUCCACCACAAAAUACUUGUUUGUUGAUAGAUGUACAUUUUAUUCAAAGUUGAUAAUUAGAAAUCCAUGGUUCUAUGAAGCUUGCACUAUACGGUACGUCUGAUGGUAUUCUUUUGCAAUUGAAUUUCAUAUUUAUAUAUUCUUAUUUUGAUAUCAUACUGCAUUUUGGGACAUUUUAACAAUUCCCUAUCACGGGAUGACUAGCACAAACUAGCAAAGUACUUUUGGACUGUUAUAUCGGUAUGAAACGUGCUAUCAAUCACCAGUGGAGAUCUGUACGUCAUUCGCGCGCUAUCAUCACUUACAAUAGCAUUGGAUCGAUCAUGUCUGAUCAUGACUGUGUGGAGGUGCCAUGGCCGAGUGGUCUAAGGCGCCUGGCUAUCAAGAGUCCGGGGUUCGAUUCCGCGGCACCUAUGCCUGUGAGCAAG